UGUUCUGUUGUCAGUGCGAGCUCAUGCAAGUGAUGGACUACAGCCGGACGGACGCUAACCUUAGCUGGCAUUCACAAAACAGCAUUCCUCCCUACUGAGACCAGCUACACAGAAUGCUGAGUCCUAUUGUCCCCUAUAGACUCCUCUUACAAAGAUUCCACAUUCAGCCAGUGUCUGUUUCAUUCUUCCCUGGCGUGUCCGGCCUUGGUCCUCGUCUCCGGCCAGUCCAGAGGACUUCAAGGUGGGGCGAGCAGCCACAGCCGGACCUGAGAAGAAACCUGAGAGAGAUUCCAGGGGCCAUGGAUACUCCUGGAGGGAUUUGGUGCAAAGAAUCUGUCUGUUAAAGAUGCACUGGAACCCAGAGCAUGCCCAGCCUCUCAGCCAGUGGCCUGAGCAGCACCUGGACGUCUCUUCCACCACCUCCUCUCCAGCCCACAAGUCGGAAUUGUACGCUGGCCGCAGCCGCAGCUCCUAUAACUACGCCUGGGCCAAUGACGACAUCUCUGCUCUCACAGCCUCCAACCUGUUAAAGCGCUAUGCUGAUAAGUAUGUUGGCGUGCUGGACUCACCAUAUGAUCGGCCACCUACUGUGGGCACCUACCCAGAGCCAGGGGCCUUUGGUGGGCUCAACGGCCAGAAGACUGAGCUGGAGUCCUGGCCACUGACGCACAGCACUGAUGCCUCCUAUUCCCUGGUUCCCACUGGAGGCCAUGACAGCCUCUCAGGAUCCAAGGCUGUAGCCACAUCUGCUGGCCCUCCAGGGGUUGGCAGUGUGUCGGUGGUAAACAGUAACCUCUCAGACUCUGGCUAUAGUGGCAGCAGCUCCUGCAGUGGCUCCAACGAGUACCCCUCUAGCUACAAUGGCACCUAUCUUUCCUCAGGGUACUGUCCUCAACCCAGUGCAGCACUUCCCCCUGCCUCCCUCCACACUCUCCAAUCCACCCCCGCUCUGGUGCCCAGCUAUAGCCCUACCACACCUGUCUAUAACUACCCCCCCAGCACAUACCCUCCCCAGACCAGCCUUGGUCCCAGCUACAGCCACCCCUCUGCAACUUACCUGCCCUCAGGUCUACCAACUCCUACUCCCAUUCCUUCAAGGCCCACAGUGGUAGGAGGCAGCUAUAGUUACCAGAGCACCAACCUUGGGACAUCUGAGUCUGGAGGGACAUUAAAAAGAAAAGCAUUCGAGAUGAGUGUAGAAGAGGAUGUGAGCGGGGACGGGUCUCGUUACAGGAAAUAUAGCUAUGACCCCUUGAAGGCUGGGGGAAACUCACCCUACAGUGUGAAUGACAAAACAGAGUGCCGGGCAAACGGCUUCAGCAGUUCAGGCAGCACAGACCCUCAGACCUUCAAGCCCAGUAAGCCCUCCUCCCAGCCCCUGGUAUCUCCUCAGUAUGGGGCAGCAGGGGAGUACAGCCCUCCAGCAGGCAUGACAGGGGAAAAUGGCGUGGCGGAGCAGGGUUUCAUCCAGCAGCAGCAGCAGCAGCGCUCCCAGGCCCACAAACGCUCUCCAUUGUGUGCUCCAACUGUGAAGAGCCCAGACCCCCAACUGUUGGACCUUGUCAAUGGGGAGUUACUAGACUGCAGCCCGGCACUGGGUUGGGGCGAGCUGGCUGGGCUCACCCAUGUCAAGGCUGCCCUGGAGGAGGACCUUCUGUGGCCCGUGUUGAGGCCCAGUCCAGUGAUGCGGCCACCAAGAACCGUCCUGCUCUUUGGCCCCCGGGGAGGGGGUAAGACUACGUUGACUCGUUCUUUGGCUUCACAGCUGGGGGCUUCCUUCUACCGGUUGAGUGGAGCCAUGCUGGCCUCUAAAGGGAAGGCUGAGGCAGAGUACAUUCUGGGGUCUCUUUUGCAGGUGGCAGGGGCACGGCAGCUCUCAGUGGUGCUGCUCAGCCAGGUGGAAGCCAUGGAAGAGGAGGGGCUGAGGCAAACACUGCUGACCACCCUGGAGAAAGCCCAGGUGGGGACCACAGGUCUGGUGAUUCUUGUAUGUGCCACUGGCAGGCCAGAUCUGCUGCAAGAUGCAGUUCAUCAGAGCUUUGCCAAGCGGUAUCACGUUGGCCUGCCAGAUGUGGGUAUGCGCAGGCAGGUGCUGCUGCAGGCGCUGUCACCCCAGGGCUGCAGCGAGAGGGAGCUGAGCGCUGUGCUGCAGCGCACAGAGGGCUUCUCAGUGUGGGAGCUGCUUCAGCUCAGCCAGCAGGCACUCUCCUCAGCAUCCUCCCCCACUGGGGCCAUGCAUGGCCUCCCCACAUCCUCCAAACCCCCAGCCUUCACAGACUUUGAGAAUGCCUUCUGCAAGGUGCGCCCACACACCACCACAAAAGAAAUGGACACUUGUAUAGAGUGGAGCAAGAUGUAUAACCACUGAGAACGCAGCCAGUCACUGCACUCGGACUGCAUUACGACCCUGUCUUUGCUUUGAUAUGGCAAGCCAAGGGAAUGUAUUGUUGUUGUUUUGUAAUUACAGAUUAUGCAGCCAACAGAGCCAGAGAAGCUCAUCAAUACGAGAGAGCUGACAAAGUUGUUUUACUGGCAGAAGCAUGCCAUGGUGUGCUGUUUUUGUUUUCAUAUGAAUAUCCGCAAUAUUUUAUUUUCCCAAAGAAAAGGAAGAUGAAUAGGCCUUGUUGAGUAGGGUAGUGUAUUAGUCUUUUGGCCAAUGGGAAAAUCAGAUUAUAUACUAUUUGGAUACUCUCAGAUAUCCUGAUUAGCCUUGGUCCAGGACAAAAUCAAUUAUUUGUUGCUAGGUGACGUGGUCCAAGAUUAUGGAUAAUCAGGGUUUGGAAAAUCCCCCCUUUGACUGCUACUCUCAGGAUCCUAUUUAUUGCAAGUCCACUUCCAUGUUAUGCUAAUGUUGAUUUAGUCAUUGGAUUGUCACUAAUUAUUCAGUAAGAAGGGCUUGGGAUCAGCAACAUUUCAGCAAACCACAGUUUUUGACCAAAAACACGUCAAACCAAAUGCAUAAUCAGCAGUGAGGGUUGUUAUAUUUCUCAAAACAGACUGGUUCUCAAAAUCACAAUAAAUGACUCCUUCUCAAUAGCUUCCCACCAAAUCAAAACAGUUAGUAUUUACUAUUCCGGGGAAAAAAAGAAACUCAAAUGACUUUUAUUAAAUCCAAACAUUUUGCUGUCCUUCCCAGGAGUUCAGUAUUUCAAGUAACGCCGUGCAGUUACACUCGACAUGUUUGGUUGUAGAAAUACUUAACAUGUAUUUCCAUUUAACUCACCAAUAGUACUAUAUUCACACUUAAAAUGGUACAAUUCACGGACAACUUUCAUUAUUAUUUUGGGGUUUUUGUCCUUAACUUCCACAUACAUUUGUUCUUGAUCUCACAUUCCUCAUCGGCUGCAGUUUUCCUGAGAAUCCAACUUACAGAACAAAAUGUACCCACCUGCACAACCAGCUUCUCAUACAGCGUGUCACUUACUCCUUUUGUUUUCUUAGUAUGUAGUCUUGUUUGAAAUGCUCAGGAAGAAUUUCUUUACCUCAGAAAUAUGAAAUUAAAGAAUGUAUGUAAUCUUAGGGUCUUAGUAGAGAGUGGCUUGGAGCGAGAUAAAGGACCGAGGAGAAACCUGACAGUCGUGUAAUACCCACUACAGCUGGGCUUUUACCUCGGGAGAGAAACUUGAAUAUGCUACAAAGAGUAACAUUGAAUGUAAUUCAGGUAUUUCAAAGGAUAUUUGAUGCCAUAAAUCCAUGUAUUAUUAUAUAUGAAUAUAUAAAUAUGUUUUCUUUUCUGUUCUCUUAUCCUUUAUUUUUAUUGUAGUUUAUGGUGGAGUGAUGAUUGUCUUCAAGAAAUGCUAUGUAGAGUACAGAAAAUAUUCCUUUUUUGUUGGACAAACUGCUUGCAGAUCUCUGUGUUAUUUAGUGUUUACAUAUCCUGUAUAUGCAUGUCUGCUGUUUAUAGUUUUAUGGCUGCAAAAUAUGAUUUGAAAAUGUCAAUUUAAUGCACACAAUCAUACAUGUACACUCACAGUGACAUCUGAGCACAAAAUACCUUCCAAAAAGACCAAGCAAACCAAAACACAGAUGCAAAAAAAGUUUAAAGAAUAAGUCAUUGUAUGUACCUUUCAGCAAAUCCCAAAGUCUAAAAACUCACAGUUAAUGUGUACAUAUUGUGGAUGAACCCAACAUGUAGACAAUCCAGACAAAUCUCUCCUUUUCCACCAGUCCUACAGUUCUGUUUUAACAAGCUGGAAAAACCCGGUCACUGGACUGCAGGUACAGAGGUCGUACGUAUUAGACUGUUGCCAUGGUCCUGAGGAGGUAUACACAGAAUGAUGUAAUAUUUCCUACUGCCCUUUCCCCCCUCUGUCUCUCCCUCCCUCCCUCCCUCCCUCCCACCCUCAUCAUUAUUUUUCCCCUUUUCUUUCUCUCCCCAGUGCAAUCUCAUUAGAUUGGAUUGCCCUCGUGGCCAUGUGGUGUUGUAUCCUCUACCCACCCCCUUCUCCUUCUCCUUCCCUUAUACCAUUCCUCUGGAGUGGAAGUGGUCUGAUUGAUGUCCAGCAACCCUAUAUCACAGUGCAGCCGUCCCUCUCCAGCUGGUGGCUUCAGUCAUGCCAUGCAGCCAGAUCAAUCAGAGUGACCCCCACUGUGCAUACUGAUCACUGUCUCAGAAACUGAAAACACAUUUACAAAUUACAGAACAACCCCUGCCUCAAGCAGCACAGUCUAGAUAAUGCUAGCGAUUAUUCACAUGUAGUUACAGAAAUUAAAUAAUAAUGAUGACUUAGAGAUAGAAAUACAGCAUUUUGAUUUGUUGUUGUUCCCACUACUCCCGACAGUUUGUCCAACAAAACAAGCUUUUAUUUUUUACAUGUUUUGAUCUGUUAUCGCAGUAACUUUGUUCUUGGUUAUUGUACAUUUUCUACCUCAUUUUUGCGGCAUAUUGUACAUGAAAGUAUUUAUUUCAUGUCUUUUUUGAUGUCUGUUUUAAAAAUGAUAAUAAUGUUCUUGAACUGUAAUGGUCUACCUCAGAAAAGACUGUAUUUUAAGAGAAGAGUAUCACACAAUAUUAAACAGAAUUUGUCAGUA
Messenger RNA from Siniperca chuatsi (mandarin fish), 5031 nucleotides. It is a transcript of the gene fignl2, whose product is annotated as fidgetin like 2. Gene Ontology annotation, molecular function: ATP binding; ATP hydrolysis activity; microtubule severing ATPase activity. The transcript is spliced from 3 exons. NCBI's taxonomy places the organism in Eukaryota, Metazoa, Chordata, Actinopteri, Centrarchiformes, Sinipercidae. The coding region runs from base 347 to 2368 and encodes 673 amino acids. The record is from RefSeq and is a predicted model, not a curated record.